AUGAGCCUCUCCGCCACCUUCCGGGUCGCCAAAAUUCCCCGCACCACCCUCCCUCCAAAGUCUUGCAAGGCCACCCCCUCCUCGGUAUCGGCCUCCUCCGCCCCCGCGUCCGGAGAUCCACCGCCCAAGGCCGCCAAGAAGAAAAAGGAGGCGGCGCCGUGGUGCGUCUACCUCAUCUCCUCCUCCCGGGCCCCUCGUACAUACGUCGGCGUCACGACUGACUUCCCUCGGCGCUUGAGACAACAUAAUGGCGAGUUAAAAGGUGGUGCCAAAGCCUCUUCUGCUGGAAGGCCAUGGAAUCUCGCAUGCCUUGUCGAAGGCUUCACGAACAGAAGUGAAGCAUGCGAGUUUGAAUCGAAAUGGAAGAACAUCUCCAAGAAGAUGACACGGAAGAGGAGUGAGCCUGGCAUGAAUGCAGUAUUGCAGCACCGGGAAGUGGCAUUGAGCAGAGUAAAAACCUUUCUGGAUUGCAACCACCUCAACAUCAAAUGGCACUCAAGCUGA
This is a messenger RNA of Triticum turgidum subsp. durum (durum wheat), 504 nucleotides long. NCBI's taxonomy places the organism in Eukaryota, Viridiplantae, Streptophyta, Magnoliopsida, Poales, Poaceae. The record is from the annotation of a GenBank genome assembly.